This is a messenger RNA of Magallana angulata, 3441 nucleotides long. RefSeq names its product fibronectin type III domain-containing protein 2-like. The transcript has 7 exons. Gene Ontology annotation, biological process: axon guidance. The record is from RefSeq and is a predicted model, not a curated record. Gene Ontology annotation, cellular component: neuron projection. Gene Ontology annotation, molecular function: protein binding; transmembrane-ephrin receptor activity. NCBI's taxonomy places the organism in Eukaryota, Metazoa, Mollusca, Bivalvia, Ostreida, Ostreidae. Bases 191 to 2710 code for a protein of 839 amino acids.
GUACAGCAUGUACAAAGCCAUUCUACUCCUAGAACGGGACUCGUAACCAUCUCAGCAAUGGCACAUUCGGCCAACACUACUAACUGAAGAUGGCUGAUUAGUUUAAACGCUCUGAACAGCUUUUAUACUCCGUUUUAUUUUCUUAUUUUUUUCUACCUUUGGAUUUUAUACAUCUGUUAUAGUUUUCAAAAUGAAGAAUUCCGUAGGCUUCCAAUUUGUUGUGAUUUUGUGUGUUUGCAUGCAACAACUUUACGCACAGAGUAAUUUCAUGAACACGCUAAAUCAUUUAGAUAAAAUAAUGGUUCAAACACAAGUGUUAAGAGACAUUGUCCAAGCUGAGAUGGCCAAGCAGGGGAUUCCGUCUGGGCCGGGCGCUCCCCCUCCCUCUAAUGUGGCAUAUUCCUCGUUCGUGGAUGAAGUGGCAGGAAGGUUACAGAUUCUAGAGGAUACCGUGUCCGGGCUUAAUUCUGUGAUGAACAGGUGCCACCACCAACCACCAGCUCCUUCACCGCCUACAAACGUCAUCGCGGAGUCAGCUACCACAGACAACGUUUCCUCCAUUGUUGUCCGGUGGGACCCCCCACAACCCGUCCCCGACAAUCUCCAGUACAAGGUCUACUUUGCCGCUGUCGAUGAGAGCGGGUACCAGCCCCAGGGCGAGGUCGUGUUCAGGAUUUGUGAUGCUACUCAGACUUCGGCCUCUAUCACCGACCUGUCCCCUAGAGCUCACUACCAGGUCAGGGUCGGAACUGUGGCUGGCGUGGUGACUGAAUCCUCUAGUACACCUCAAGUCAUCGAGACACCAGAUAUCAUUCCCUCUGCGCCGCAGAAUCUCAGAAUCGAGGGAACCACACCAAACACUGUUACUUUACGAUGGGACACCCCCGAUAUUGCCGGAGUUGUGUCUUCCUACGUUCUUUAUUACAGGGAGGAUGGCGGUGGCCCCCAGAUGACAGAGACCGUGGACCCACCCACCAUGUUUUACACUGUCAACGACCUGUCUGAAGGCACCCGGUACAAGUUUGAUGUGGCUGCCAAAUCAAACAACGGAGAGGGUCCAAGAAGUAUCCCCGUGGAGGUCAAGACUAUUGACUUCAAUCCUCCCCAUCCUCUUGAUCUCAACUGUACCGCCAUGAAUAAGACAUCCGUCUUGUUGACUUGGAAUAAACCCCUUGUUUUGCCUGGCGAUGGAAUAAUUCGUGGAUUCAACAUCAACUACACCGAUGAGAGAUAUCGGGACUUCUUCCUCUUUAAAACACCAACCGCUGAAUUCACGGAAGCUGUCAUUUCAAGCCUUGAGCCAGCCACUGUGUACUACUUCCAAGCGUCUUCAAGAACCAGAAAAACGUUUGGAGGAGGUGGAGCCGUUGUCAUGUGUCAAACUAAAGCUGAUUCUCCAUCAAAACCAAGAAAUGUUCAAAUCGAGCUGUCCCGACUGGAUCCACCACAACUGACCAUUAAGUGGAUUCCACCAUACCAUACUUAUGGACCUCUGACAAAUUAUACACUUCACUGGGGUGUCAAAAACGGUGCUCUCAGGAAAGAGAAGAUUGAACCAUAUAGAUUGCGAUGGGAUUCAGAUUAUUUAGACGACGCAACAGUUCACGAGUUUAAAUUGUUCGCCGUAAAUGCAGAAGGUUUUGGAGAACCAGCAAUAGUCCAAUUUACAACACCAAAACGAGAAACCAUCGUCCCACCAAACGUUACCGUUGACCGUGUCAAGGGUCCAAACAACACCACCAUGUUGAGAGUCAAGUGGGACCCACCAAACCAACCUGUCAAGGGCUACAGGAUCCUGUACAGGAAGUUCGAAUGGGUGUACACCGGCAGGUGGAAGCUGAAGGAACUGAACGAUCCUAACGCUCUGGCCACCGAGAUCGUUGUCGAUGAGCCUAACUACUCACAUAUUGUAGUGGUCCGCGGAACCGCUAAAAGGCGAACAAACCCCAACUUCCCAAUGAUGGGACAGAUGGGCGGCCAGAUGGGCAACCAGAUGAUUGGAUCCUCUAGCUCUGUAAUGGGCGGCGGUCGCAUGGGCCAAGGCAAUCAGCCUAUGAUGGGUAAUGGUAUGAUGAACAACGGUGGAAUGAAUCCAGGGAAUAUGAUGAGCCCAAUGAUGGGCGGUAAUAUGAAUCCAAACAGCAUGGGCAGCCCAAUGAACAACAUGGGUAGCAUGGGUAACGGCAUGGGCAGUCCUAACAUGAAUAACAUGAAUCCUCAAAUGGGCAACAUGAAUCCUCAGAUGGGCAACAUGAAUUCUCAGAUGGGCAACAACAUGAACCCUCAAAUGGGCAACAACAUGAACCCUCAAAUGGGCAACAACAUGAACCCUCAAAUGGGCAACAACAUGAGUCCUCAAAUGGGAAACAACAUGAGUCCUCAAAUGGGCAACAGUAUGAGUAAUCCUAUGGAUGGACCAAACAUGGGCGGCGGUAUGAAUCAAGGAAUGCGUGGAGACAUGGGCGGCAGCAUCAGUUCACAAGGUGGACCCAUGGGUGGUGGAGGAAUGCAGAUGAGUGGUCAAGGACAAAAUCCAUUUGGAGGUCAAAUGAAUAUGCGUAUGCAAGGUAAUCAGAAACAACCCCCUCAAGGUAGUCAGUUGCAACAACCAAUUAAAAUGAAUUCUAUGUCACAGCCUUUAUCACAAGGGCAAAUUCCCGACCCCCCGGGCUUUAAUCAAGGGGGAUUCCAACAACCAGUGAGGGCUUAGAGAAACUAUGUGAUGGCGAAAGGUCAGAAAGUUGUAUGAUAUCUGUGUGAUAAGGCUGACUCUUGUGCUAUACAGAAAUUUUUGUGCUUUUAUAUUUCAGUAAUUUCAAAUAUUUAUCUGAAAUUAGGGAAAAAAAAGAUUUUGUUUUGUCUUCUUUAAAACAUGGACAAAAUCAAUCAUUUGUUCUAUUAAAACACGUUCUCCAGCCCAGUUACUAAUCAAUCAAUCAACCCAAUGACAAUCUGUGUUUGUUAGAUUCAGUACAAUCGAAAUUAACAUUAACACCUGGACAAUUAUAAAAUUCAUGUGGUGAGGGACGAGGUCAAAAAGUACAAAAUUAAUUUUGAUAUUAGAAUUUAAAGUAUAUGCGGUUGAUAUGGAUAUGCAUUUUUUUUGGCUUGCAAUAUCUCAUAUUGCUUUUGCAUUGCUUUAAUCUAUAUUGAAACUUAAUUUUGACGUCUUUCUCUAGGCUAAAUACCAUUCAUCAAAUCAUGUAAAGCGUCCUGGAGUGCGCAUCAAACAUCUCCAUUUUGAACGUGAUCAUUCAAACACGCACGACAAUAUGGUGUAUAUAUUCACUGAGGCGAGUCCGUCUGAUGUGCACCUAGCCAAUCAGUGGAGUGUGACAAAAUCACGUGCUGAAUGUGACGCAUUGGUACCAUCAAACUUUUCAUGAAAUCAUUUUAUUGUUCUUGUUUGUAGAUAAUGUACAAAUAAAUUAUAAAACACCU